Molecule: messenger RNA, 423 nt
Organism: Orbicella faveolata
Lineage: Eukaryota; Metazoa; Cnidaria; Anthozoa; Scleractinia; Merulinidae
Product: transmembrane emp24 domain-containing protein 10-like
Source: RefSeq, a predicted model, not a curated record
CUUAUGCCACGUCGCCAGCCAUCUUGAAAGCCGUAUUGAUGCCAGAAAACGACACAUUUAUCUAGUCUUUAAACGCUUUACAUUUCGAAAUGAAAGCGUCUUCACUCCUCGUAGUCUUAUCUGUAGUCUUAUUGAAUUAUUUUGCCCUAGUUAGCACUCUUUCGUUCACUUUACCACCCGGUCAAGAGAAGUGUCUGAGAGAAGAAGUUCAUAAAGAUGUUUUAGUCACUGGUGAAUACAGAUUAUCAGAAGCUCCCCAUCAGAAAACGCACUUAACGGUAACUGAUUCUACCGGGCAUGUCUUGUACAAGAAAGAAGAAGCAACCAAGGGGAAAUUUGCUUUCACAACUGAUGACUAUGACAUGUACAAAGUCUGUGUAGAGAGUGAAGGUAAUCAGUGGUAAAAAUAAGUUACAAUGCUGA